AUGGUACUCCCUCGCUCUCCCCGUCUCCAGGCAACCAAGACUGCACCACGCGCAGCGCUGCUACGCCUCGUCAUUUCCAUCGCGCUCUCCGCGCCGUGCGCCGUGCGCGGCGCGCAGGUUCCCGCGGUGUCGUCAAUAGCGGCGGCGCUGUCAAGCGCGGAGUCGCCUGCGCAGUCGUUCAACGUGUCUGUGCUCGUCCUCAACGCCACCGGGCUGCUCGCCAAGCUGCCCGUGCUCGCGCCCACCGACGCCGCGUGGCGCGCCGCAUUCCACGGCCUCGCCCUGCCGUACCUCAGCGCCUACAUUCCCUUCCCCGGUCCUGUUGUCUGUGGCGAGACCCUCCGGAAGUACGGGAACAGCUCGGGCGGCGCGGGCGGUUCGGACGCUGCCAAAUCCAUUAGCCCCGCGCAGCCGACCCCAGCGCCCGGCGUUCCCCCCCAGGCGGGAGACGCUACUAGCGGCGAUGCAAGCUCGGCGAUGGUUCCCGGCCUUCCGCAAAUUGACUUGCCGCUGCCAGGCGUUCCCGCCCUGCCCAUUCCUAAAAUUCCCAGCAGGCCGGACGGGUUGAAUGGGACAAUGCCUGCGGACAACAUGACGCUUGCCACGCCCGAUUUCAACAUGACCAUGCCCAACAUGACCAUGCCUGACAUCAAUAUCACCAUGCCCGACUUCAACUGGACCUUUCCCAAUCUAAACACGUCCAUGCCAAACGUGAACCCGCUGACUUUCAACCUGCUUCUCGCCGCAUUGAGCGCCGUGUUUUCCGGCGACGGGACGCCCGCGUCGCUGGCGGCGCUGGCCAAGGAGCGGCCCGAGGCGCUGCAGGCUCUGUGGGACCUCCUCGCGCACCACGUGGCGACCAUGGCGGUGCUCAACGUGGCGGCCAUUGCGGCGCAGUUCUCAGCGGCGGGGGAUGCGGGCAACCUGACGACGCCACCCGCGCAGCGCGCGCUGAUUAGCAAGGGGGUAAGCUUGGGGUACGAUAGGACUGUGUACUUCCUGAAUGGCACCGCCGUGGCGGCCAACGGCACGGUCAUCUUUGACCCUGCGACGAGCCCCGUGGCCGUGGACUCGGAGGGCAACACGUUCUUCGCCAACGGCACCGUCGUCAGCGCCAAUGGCACUGUUGUGAGCGCCAACGGCACCGUUGCAACCAACGGCACCGCCAUCCCCAUCGACGGGCCGGGUCUCCCCGUGCCCCCCACCGUCUCGUCUCCUCCCAACGGCGACGGCUCGGUGGCGCCCCCCGUCACCUCCAUGCCCGCCCCUGCUGAUGUGCCCCUCGCUACCACCAUGCCCGCCCCCAUUGAUGUCCCCCCCGCCACCAACAUGCCCGCCCCCGUUGAUGUGCCCCCCGCCACUGCCAUGCCCAUCGUCCUGGUGGAGUUGAUCCCGAGGGUCAUGGGCGGGUGGGGCGACUGGGGCAACUGGGGCAACUGGAGCGCGGAGGAGCAGCAGCAGUGGUGCGGGAAUGUGACGGAAUCGAUGAACGGGGCCGUGCCGGGGCUGAACGUGACUGCCAGCGAGUACCUCGCCUGGCUCAACGCCUCCUCCCUCGCCUGGGCGGCAGGCUUUGAUGCCAUGUGGGAGCAGGCUGGCAGCGACAUGAACGUGGCACGGGUGGUGCGGGCUGAUGUGAUGGACAGCGAUGGCAUCGUGGUGCAUGGUGUGGAUGGCGUGCUGUUUCCCCUCUUCCGCGACUUGCCCGUGUUAAAGGGCGGCGCAGGAGGAGGAGGAGAGGGUGACGUGCCUAUGCCCAUUGCCGUGCCUGUCGUGGCACUUGGUGGCGCUGCUAACGACAGCGCGUGCGACACCGGUACAAAUGGCACUACGAAUGGUGGGAAGCCCAACGGCAGUGUUGCCACAGGUGCUGGUGCUGCUGCUGGGUCUAGCAACAGCAGCAGUGGUGGGCAGGAUGCAUUUAAGAUUGCGGCGAGUGGCACGCCAGCACCACCUGCUGGGUCACCCCCCCCGAGCAAAUCGCAGAGCAAGGCUGCUGCAGGCCCCAUCCUCUUGGCUGUUGCGCUCUCCCUUGUGGCUCUGCUGUAG
Molecule: messenger RNA, 2049 nt
Organism: Closterium sp. Naga37s-1
Lineage: Eukaryota; Viridiplantae; Streptophyta; Zygnematophyceae; Desmidiales; Closteriaceae
Source: the annotation of a GenBank genome assembly